AAUUGGUUGGGUAGCACUCACCCCCAAGAGGCAAGAGCUGGACAUUAGUAUUAUAACAUUUGCAGCUCGGUGAUGGAGAUCUUUCCUGAUUGCUGCUUCAUCUUAUUACUCUGUUCUGUAUUGGUAAAUUUACCAAGAGUUCAGAGGGCUGAGGGAACACUAUUGCCAAAUCCCAUUUUCCAACCUUGAACUCUAUGUAACAGGACAUAUGGCACAGAUGCCAUAUUUGAUUGGAUAUCUCUUCUAAUCACGUUGAUCUUUGAGAAUAUUUGUUUAUAUUCCCCUCAGUACACAAGGAUGUUGCUAAGUUCAUUCACCUUUCAUUAUUUCAGUAACAAAAAAUAAUCCAACGCCCGAUGUCCGUUAUGUAGACCCAAGUUGAACAUCCAAUUGCUUCAGUUUUGAUUAUUUGGAGGAUGCCUUGUGUAGCAGAUAUAUCAAAAUGCUGGACAGUCAAACCUAUUUCUCAAUUCAAUAGAAGUUAUUUUGGAUCUCUAAGUUUUAAGAUUUAUCAUUUUUGUCUACAUGAAGCAGGAGCUGUACUUGCAGCCUUGUUGAUUCCAACUGCAUCUCUCGUUUUGCAGUUUAUCUUCUUUUGCUUUUGUUUAGAAAGAAUGCAUGCCGUGAACUCCUUGUCGUGCAUAUCUCAACUCUGCUUCCACCCACUUUGUUGACUGUGUGAUGUUGAUAAUACAUUAUAACCCUUUCCCCUUUGUUUAAAGGAUUUCCUCUCUAUCUUUGAUGAGGUGACGUAUUUCGUUCACAAUUCAUAACUGGGGUUUUUAUCACCCCAUAGAAUAAGAAACCCUAGGGCCCUCGGCAGUGUUUUGGAUGCAUCACAAAUCCUGUGUAAGGAUGGCUAGUAUAACAGCACGUAUCAUAUGCAUCUAUGUACAUAUGAGCUAUGGAUCUGAAAUUGAACUCAGGUUAAGUCCGGAUGCCUGGUGAGUGUCGAUGUCUAGGCCUGGGCCAAAGUUUAUUAGGCCAAGAAUUUCAGGUCAAGGCAGCCCAAUUCACAGCCAUGGAACUGGAUUCAUGCAUGCUUUUGGAAAAGGGGAACCCGUUGCCGAAGUUUGGUGAAUGGGAUGUGAAUGACCCUGCAUCAGCUGAGGGAUUUACAGUGAUCUUUAACAAGGCCAGGGACGAGAAAAAGACAGGUGGCAAACCUGAGUCACCCGCUAGGGCAAAUCCUCAGGUCAGCUAUGGAGUAGAGCCCGUCAAGCCUCAGGCAAAAGGUUGGUUUUGCUGCAUGCAAGCCCCGCGUGCAGAAUCUUGACAAGGUUUCUCCAUGGAAGAGCUUCAAUAGAGGUGCAUGUUCAUUGUUAGCCGCACCCUAUGCGAGCUGUAAAGUUAUGCUGAGGGUUGUAAAACUGUAUUCGAGUGGGCAAAGUGUGAAAGAUGAAAAGGGACAGUGUAUUGUAUCUAUUUGUACCGAUUUGGUGGGUUAUCAUGUGAAGCUUUGGCUAUUUAUUUGUAUGUGCUUUGUGCAAUAGUCUGUAGAGCUCAGCUUUGUUAUAUUUCUCUCUUUUCGUCAAAAAAUCAUGUCUUAUUUCUUAUCUGAUUAUGGGAGUGGUUUCGAUUCA
Molecule: messenger RNA, 1583 nt
Organism: Rhododendron vialii
Lineage: Eukaryota; Viridiplantae; Streptophyta; Magnoliopsida; Ericales; Ericaceae
Product: protein NOI4-like
Exons: 3
Coding region: 938-1276 (112 amino acids)
Source: RefSeq, a predicted model, not a curated record